Rhincodon typus (whale shark) is the source of this 3637-nucleotide messenger RNA. Its product is annotated as transcription factor Dp-2. Gene Ontology annotation, cellular component: nucleus; transcription regulator complex. Gene Ontology annotation, biological process: regulation of cell cycle; regulation of transcription by RNA polymerase II. Gene Ontology annotation, molecular function: RNA polymerase II transcription regulatory region sequence-specific DNA binding; DNA-binding transcription factor activity, RNA polymerase II-specific. Bases 380 to 1687 code for a protein of 435 amino acids. The record is from RefSeq and is a predicted model, not a curated record. The transcript is spliced from 11 exons. Lineage: Eukaryota; Metazoa; Chordata; Chondrichthyes; Orectolobiformes; Rhincodontidae.
CAUCCUUUAAAAUAGUUGAGUCUGAAAGUAAGUAAGUCAGGAAUGUGUUUUUGAACAGCUGGGAUGACUCAGACCCCAUUGCGAAUCCUUCAAGGGCUCCACAAGUAAUGAUACAUGAUCUGAAGAAUAAACCAUUGCUGGAAGAUACUUUGACUACAAUUGUAGCUGCUGGUGGAACUAAGCAACAGCAUUCCCGUGGGUACAAAUUUGGAAGCUAAGGUGUGUGAAGAAGAAGGUGAUGUUAGUAAUGGGACCCCAGAGAGGAACAAAGAACAAUAGCAUUUGACAUUGUCCAGCCAGAUCUGCUGAUGGAUGGCUAAACAGUUUGCACACCAGGUACAUUCAAGCCCUGCAGCACUUGGAUUCUGAAGAAGCAAAGAUGGAGCCCAUUCCAAGGGGAUGGGCAAGGAUUGAAGAUAAUAGCAUAUCCAUGGUUGCAGCAUCAGUUUCCAACAUUGUUUCUCAAACCAAGAUCUUACCUAAAACCUUAGGCCUAGCAAACGUGAAUGUUGCACCCCAAAUGAUCAUAAGCACACCACAGCGUUUGAGCAACUCUGGGAGUGUUCUGAUCGGAAGCCCAUACACCCCCACACCAGCCAUGGUUACCCAGAGUCACAUAACAGACCCAUCUGGCUGGGUCACAGGGAGCAGAAAACGUACCCAUGAAUUUAUUGAAUCUGAUUUUUCAGACAACAAAAGAAGCAAAAAGGGAGAAAAGAAUGGAAAGGGAUUACGACACUUUUCAAUGAAGGUGUGUGAGAAGGUGCAGCGGAAGGGAACUACCUCGUAUAAUGAAGUGGCCGAUGAGCUCGUGGCUGAGUUCAGUAAUUCCAGUACUCACAUGUCUUCAGAUUCUCAGGCAUACGAUCAAAAGAACAUUCGACGUCGUGUUUACGAUGCACUUAACGUGCUGAUGGCUAUGAACAUAAUUUCUAAAGAGAAGAAAGAAAUCCGAUGGAUUGGGCUUCCCACAAACUCUGCUCAGGAAUUUCAGAAUCUUGAGGUGGAGAAACAGAGGCGAAUAGAACGAAUUAAACAAAAGAGGGCUCAGCUUGAAGAAUUGAUACUGCAGCAAAUAGCAUUCAAAAAUCUAGUACAGAGGAACCGACAAUCAGAGCAGCAGACACAGAGUCCUCCUGCACCAAACUCGACUAUUCAGUUGCCUUUCAUCAUUGUCAACACGAGCAAACGGACUGUUAUAGAUUGCAGCAUCUCCAGUGAUAAGUUUGAAUAUCUGUUCAACUUUGACAACACAUUUGAGAUUCAUGAUGAUAUUGAAGUACUAAAACGUAUGGGAAUGUCCUUUGGCUUGGAGUCUGGUAAAUGUACACCAGAAAAUCUGAAAACUGCCAACUCAUUGGUGCCAAAGGUUUUGCAGCCGUAUGUUGCAGAAAUGGCUGAUGGAUCAUCCUGGGCAAACAAGGAAGUUCCUACAGAUCUAAUGCAAACUGCCUCAGCUUUAUCAACAUCUGCCUCCAUUUCUCAGUCCAGUAUGACCCCUGGAUUAUCACUUGAUGUGGAAGUUGCCUUAGCAACUGGACACCUCCUCGCUCCAGAAAGUCGCCACUCGAGCAGCAUUACAUCGCACUAUGAAUCACGAGGUGAAACACCGUGCUCGUUUAAUGAUGAUGAUGAGGAUGAUGAUGAUGAUGAAGAUGACUGCUCUUCACUUGUUGAAGGAGACUAAAGAGUGUGCUGGCAUACUUCUCAAGCUGCUCACAUGCUUUUUAUUAAGCUGUACUGUACUAUGUUUCACCAUCCACUGUUGUCAUCCUUGUGACUGACCCUUGUAGACUGAAAGCCAAGGGGGAGAGAAAUGAACAGCAAUUCUGUGUGAAUGUGCAGAAUCCUAUGAUGCAGCUUUUAGUCUGUUGUGAUACAUUAUCAGAUUCAGUUAAAAAAUGAUCCAAAGCUGAUCAACCAGCACAGUUUUAAUAGCUGCUAUUUUAUUUUUCUUUGGUUUGUUUUAUUGCUUUUACUCCCUCCCUUUACUCCAGUCCUUUGGAAACUGGUGAGGGUACACACCCUGGUUAUUUCAGCACGGUUUAAGUGUAUCUUGCUUGUAUGAUUGACUUUUGGACUUAGGGUAUGUUGAGAUAAAGCAAAUUGUUUUGGUUAUUUUACAGUUUAUACAUGGUUGGGAUAGACGCAUGUUUGGAGACUGUUGCAGUUUUGAGUUCCUGACUUGGAAGUAUCUAGAGCAAAUUGCAUGUACUUCCGAUCUAAAAUCAUGGGUUCACCCAGUUCUGAAGCAAGGGAGUUCCAAAGAAAUACCAAGCCCUGAUGUUGAUGGGAGCUAAUAUAUGACGUUUAUUUAGAAAAAGAUGAGUACGAAUAUGUUUGUAGUCUUAAAUUCACUUGUGUGAAUGAUUUUCUUUUGCAUAAUGAGCAACAAAUCAAAUGUAACAUUCCUCAACAGUGACCUCCUUUCAGAGACUGGGGAUAAUGAGUCUGCUGAUCAAGCUAGUUAUUUCAUACAAAAAAACUGAUCAGCAACUUAUUGAAGCACUGCUGCUCCUCUGGUGGCACUAUGAACCUAUCCGUGGUCUGUUUUAUCCACACAGAUUAAGAUGGUGCCCUAGGUUGAUAUCCAGACAUAGCUAAUCUUCAGGUGGCUGUAGUUUGCCUAGUGGGGUGUAUGUGAUUGGAGAUCACUUGGGGGCAGUACCAGCUGGAAGCCAUGCGUUGUGUAGUCUGAUAGUCCACCAAUAUUCAAAUGUUAAACAUUGCCUGUGAAUAAUGAUCACCUGGGCAAGGUACCAUAGCAUGACUUAGGGCCCCCAGGUGUGUGGCCAGGUAAGGAGAUACCCAUUUCAAGAGAGGAGGGGAAAGGAGAAAAUUAUAUUUUUUAAAAAACCCUUCUGAUUUUGAACUUUUGUACAUUUGACUUUUUUAAACAAUAUUUUGUCAAACACUAUUAUCUAUCUCUUUCCAUCAUAUUUCCAGGUAUCAUAUUUUUUAUACUAUUCUUCAUCAGCCCCUAAACCCCUUCUUUUAUAACAAGGUACAUAUCAGAUAAAAAUGUAAGCUAUGUCUAGAGCAACAGUCAGAAUACUCACUAAAAUUCAAUAACUUAUGACCAUGUUCUCAUUCACCAACCUCUCCUUUCAAAGUCUGUCUGUGUCCGGAUGUAAACCUUUCUGAACACAUUGGGGUGAAUUGGUCGGGGAGGGCCCAGAAUGUAAAGCAGGCAAUGAUGAUAAUCAACAACCUACCUUACAUUCCACCCAGCUUUCUCUUCUAUUGACAACAUGUCGGCCAGAAUGUAUGACAAGCUCUCUGUUUGUUCUUGACUGUUUAACACUUCUGUCCAAGACCAAUUUCACUCUGCGUUUUUGUAAAUAAUUUGCCAUGUUAUUAAUUUUUCAUUCAAGUUUUAUAUCCACUUUGUAGAAAUAUGUUCACUGUACAUAUAUAUAAAACAUUCUUCUGUUGUGCUGUAAGCAGGAUGUUAAAGUAUACCUUUUGGUAUGGUUUAAAAUAAGGGCAUCAUUGUUGAAUGUGCUGAUGAUCAUACCUGCAUGGCCUUUGGUGAUGGUGCAGCUACCUGCUUCCUGUGUUUUCAGGGAAGAAUAUUUCGACAAUGAACUAAAAAAAUUUGUAUUGUAGAAAAUGGAAUAAAAUAAUUUAAAGACAA